AUGACUAGUGCCAUUGUCGAACAACUCACCAAUAGGGGACAUACUGUGAACGAAGACGCUUUCAAGGUGAUCUACCGAGUUCCUCCUUAUCCAUCUAAGACUGUUCGCCAACAACAUCUGGCAACAGCCGAGGCACCAGCCAUCCGUCUGUUUAACCCAUCGCUUUGUCCCCAAAAGCGAUUCGUCGAAGCACUUCAACUGUCGUGGCCACGGAGUGAAUUCAUUUGCAUGGCUGGAGUUGACUCUUUCCAUGACCUGUUGACCCUUGCGAUUGACCCCGUACCCGAAACCGGUGAUGGUUAA
This is a messenger RNA of Echinostoma caproni, 303 nucleotides long. Lineage: Eukaryota; Metazoa; Platyhelminthes; Trematoda; Plagiorchiida; Echinostomatidae. The record is from the annotation of a GenBank genome assembly.